AUGGGAAGCUCUCGUGGAAGGGGUAGACCGCCGAAGAAGGUGACUCAAUCGACGGGAACGAAGCAUGGAGAAGGCUCAACUACGCCGGUAUCAACCACGCCGGUGAAUGCAGUAAUGCCGGAGGAACAAGGGACGGUGAUUACUGAAUCGAUUCUUGAUAAGAAAGGGACGGAUAGUGAUGGAAAAGGUGGAAACAAAGCUGAACCUAGGGUGGAUGAACAGACGAAGCCUAUUGGGGAUCAGAGCAAGCUUUGGGUUGAUGUUAUCAGUGGUAAUAGGCAAACAACAAAUGGAAAGCAACUUCAAUUUGUUGCUCCAAAGAUCAAGGAGGGGAUUGUUGAAGUUGAAAUUGAAGAAAAAGAUGUGGAAGCGGAAAUUAGGUUUUGGGAGAACUCGUUGAUCAUGUAUGUGAUUGGAACCAAUUUGAGUAUGAAUGCGAUGAAGAAUUACAUGAGUCGUAUGUGGAACUUUGUUGCGCUGCCUGACAUGUACUACAAUGAUGAAGGCUACUUCAUACUCAAAUUCAAGAAUGGUGAUGAUAGAGAUGAAGUUCUGAUGAAAGGUCCAUACACUUUUCAGAACAAACCUAUGAUUCUUUUGGAAUGGAGGCAUGAUUUUACUAUGGCAAAGGAUAUGCUCAGAUCGAUCCCAAUUUGGAUUAAACUACUAGGUCUUCCGCUACCUAUGUGGGGUGCUCAAAGUUUAGGGAAGAUUGGAAGUGUUGUGGGAAUACCCUUGUUCACGGACGAGUGCACAGCAGGGAAACUUCGUGUGAGCUAUGCUAGGAUUCUGGUGGAAGUGGAUGUCAUGCAGCAAUUGUGUGAAGAAAUUUCCAUCAGAGAUCAUGAAGGGAGAAUAAGAAAACAGAAGGCUAAGACAACAAAGGUUGGUGAGGUGAAUGAAGCUAGUAACUCUGUGAAUGGUGAUAAGGGAGUAGAGAAGGAAGAUAGAAUUCAGGAAGAACAAGAGAUAAUGGACAAAGGUACAUGGACAGAGGGACAUACCCUUGGGGGUGACAUGAUUGUGUCCUGUAACGUUAGGGGGCUGAAUAAAGGGAUCAGAAAUCGAGAGAUUAGCUCCCGUCUCUCUAAACUGAGUCCUGAGAUUGCUAUUCUAGUAGAAACAAGAGUCAAGCAAGACAAAGCUAUGAACAUUAGGAAGAAGUUAGGAGGCCAGUGGAAUUAUCUUGAUAACUACAAUAAGCAUGCUAAUGGUAGGGUGUGGAUUAUGUGGGAUAAAAAUAAAGUUGACAUCAAGAGUAUCUAUAGUUCUGAGCAGAUGAUACACUGUGGAGUGUAUGACAAAAAUGAUAACUUCCAACACUGGCUUACUGCCAUUUAUGCUGAUAAUAAACUGGACAGAAGAAGGAGUUUAUGGAAGGAUAUAGAGAAGAUUAAUAGCACUCAACAGGGACCUUGGUGCCUCAUGGGUGACUAUAAUAAUGUUCUCCAUACUGAUGAUAGAAUUGGGGGGAAAGAGAUCCAUGAAGGAGAGUUUUGUGACUUGGCUAAUAUGAUGAUUAAGUGUGGUUUAGCUGAUCUGGAUAAGAUAGGAGAUAAGUACACCUGGAGUAACAAGCAUGUUAGUGGCACCAUUUACUCUUGCAUUGACAGGGCCUUAGCCAAUAAGGAGUGGUUCAAUCAAAGGUUGCAUUGGGAUUUGCAUGUGCUGGAGCCCAAUAUUUCUAACCAUGCUAUGUUAUGUCUCAGAAACAGGGAUCAGGAUAGCAAGCAUAAGAGGCUUUUUAAGUUUCUUAACAAGGUGACUGAUGUGCCUGAAUACAGAGAACAUGUGGAGAGGAAUUGGAAUAAGAAAGGUAGGAAUGAUUCACAAGUCAAGCUAUGGGAUAAAUUGUUAAGACUGCAGCCUAUAAUAAAGAAUUUAAGCAAGCCUUUCAGAGGUAUCAACAUGCAGAUUGAGAAAGCCAGGAGGGAUCUGGAAGAUACUCAGAAAUGCAUUGUACAAGACAGAGGGAAUAAAGAGCUGACUAAGGAGGAGAAGAAAAGAACUGAUAGCCUGAUGGAGCUGCUAGCCAUUGAAUAG
This is a messenger RNA of Vicia villosa (hairy vetch), 2043 nucleotides long. RefSeq lists its product as uncharacterized. Lineage: Eukaryota; Viridiplantae; Streptophyta; Magnoliopsida; Fabales; Fabaceae. The coding region runs from base 1 to 2043 and encodes 680 amino acids. The transcript is spliced from 3 exons. Gene Ontology annotation, molecular function: catalytic activity. The record is from RefSeq and is a predicted model, not a curated record.